AACAUUUCCUUCGCGCCCCCUCGCUCGCCACCCUGCGAAGCAAAGGAGCCGCGCGCGGUGAGGGGCCCGGACCGUCUGGAGAUGCUCAUCCUAAAGCGCCUCCUCGCUUGCAUCCAGCUGCUGUGUGUUUGCCGCCUGGAUUGGGCUCAUGGAUACUACAGACAACAGAGAAAACUUGUUGAAGAGAUUGGCUGGUCCUAUACAGGUGCACUGAAUCAAAAAAAUUGGGGAAAGAAAUAUCCAACAUGUAAUAGUCCAAAACAGUCUCCUAUCAAUAUUGAUGAAGAUCUUACACAAGUAAAUGUGAAUCUUAAGAAACUUAAAUUUCAAGGUUGGGAUAAAACAUCUUUGGAAAACACAUUCAUUCAUAACACUGGGAAAACAGUGGAAAUUAAUCUCACUAAUGACUACCGACUCAGUGGAGGUGUUUCAGAAAUGGUAUUCAAAGCAAGCAAGAUAACUUUUCACUGGGGAAAAUGCAAUAUGUCAUCUGAUGGAUCAGAACAUAGUUUAGAAGGACAAAAAUUUCCACUUGAGAUGCAAAUCUACUGCUUUGAUGCAGACCGAUUUUCAAGCUUUGAAGAAGCAGUUAAAGGAAAAGGGAAGAUAAGAGCUUUAUCCAUUUUAUUUGAGGUUGGAAUCGAAGAAAAUUUGGAUUACAAAGCAAUUAUUGAUGGAGUUGAGAGUGUUAGUCGUUUUGGGAAGCAGGCUGCCUUAGAUCCAUUCAUAUUGCGGAACCUUCUGCCAAACUCAACUGACAAGUAUUACACUUACAAUGGCUCAUUGACAUCUCCUCCCUGCACAGACACCGUUAACUGGAUUGUUUUUAAAGAUACAGUUAGCAUUUCUGAAAGCCAGUUGGCUGUUUUUUGUGAAGUUCUAACAAUGCAACAGUCUGGUUAUGUCAUGUUGAUGGACUACUUACAAAACAAUUUUCGAGAACAACAGUACAAGUUCUCUAGGCAAGUGUUUUCCUCAUACACUGGAAAGGAAGAGAUUCAUGAAGCAGUUUGUAGUUCAGAACCAGAAAAUGUUCAGGCUGACCCAGAGAAUUAUACCAGCCUCCUUGUUACCUGGGAAAGACCUCGAGUAGUUUAUGAUACCAUGAUUGAGAAGUUUGCAGUUCUGUACCAGCAGUUGGAGGGAGAAGACCAAACCAAGCAUGAAUUUUUGACAGAUGGCUAUCAAGAUUUGGAAGAAGACACUAUUGUGAAUCCUGGUAGAGACAGUGCCACAAACCAAAUAAGGAAAAAGGAACCCCCGAUUUCUACCACAACACACUACAAUCGCAUAAGGACUAAAUACAAUGAGGCCAAGACUAACCGAUCUCCAACAAGAGGAAGUGAAUUCUCCGGAAAGAGUGGUGUUCCCAACACCUCUUUAAAUUCCACUUCCCAACCAGUCAGUGAAUCAGCCACAGAGAAAUCUAUUUUCUUGACUUCUCAGACUGUGACUGAACUGCCAUCUCACACCGUGGAAGGUACUUCAGCCUCUCUAAAUGACAGCUCUAAAACUGUUCCUAGAUCUCCACAGAUGAACUUGUCUGGGACUGCAGGAUCUUUAAAUGCAGUUUCUGUAACAGAAUAUCAAGAAGUGUCUACCGAUAUCAGUGAGGAAGAGAGUUUAUUGACCAGUUUCAAGCUUGAUACUGGAGCUGAUGAUUCUUCAGGCUCCAGUCCCGCAACUUCUGCUAUGCCAUCCAUCUCUGAGAACAUAUCCCAAGGGUAUAUAUUUUCUUCGGAAAACCCAGAGGCAAUCACAUAUGAUGCUCUUAUACCAGACUCUACAAGAAAUACUUCAGAAGAUUCACCUUCAUCAGGUUCAGAAGAAUCAUUAAAGGAUCCUUCUGUUGAUGGAAAUGUGUGGUUUCCUGUCUCUACAGAUAUGACAACGCAGCCCGAUGUUGGAUCAGGUAGAGAGAGCUUUCUCCAGACCAAUUACACUGAGAUACAUAUUGAGGAAUCUGAGAAGACAACCGAAUCCUUUUCUCCAGGCCGAGUGGUGUCACAGGGUCCCUCAGUUACAGAUAUGGAAAUGCCACAUUAUUCUACUUUUGCCUACUUCCCGACCGAGGUAACACCUCAUGCUUUUACUCCAUCCUCUGGACAACACAAUUUGGUCCCCACUGUCAACGUGGUACACUUGCAGACAACCCAACCGGUAUACAAUGGUGAGACACCUCUUCAACCUUCCUACAGUAGUGAAGUCUUUCCUCUAGUCACCCCUUUGUUGCUUGACAAUCAGACCCUCAACACUACCCCUGCUGCUUCGAGUAGUGAUUCGGCCUUGCAUGCUACGCCUGUAUUUCCCAGUGUCAAUGUGUCAGUUGAAUCCAUCCUGUCUUCCUAUGAUGAUGCACCUUUGCUUCCAUUUUCCUCUGCUUCCUUCAGUAGUGAAUUGUUUCGCCAUCUGCAUACGGUUUCUCAAAUCCUUCCACAAGUUACUCCAGCUACUGAGAGUGAUAAGGUGUCUUUGCAUGCUUCUCUGCCAGUGGCUGGGGGUGAUUUGCUAUUAGAGCCCAGCCUUGCUCAGUAUUCUGAUGUGGUGUCACAUCAGACCACUACUCAUGCUGCUUCAGAGACAUUGGAAUUUGGUAGUGAAUCUGGUGUCCUUUAUAAAACAUUUAUGUUUUCUCAAGUUGAACCACCCAGCAGUGAUGCCAUGAUGCAUGUACGUUCUUCAGGGCCUGAACCUUCUCAUGCCUUAUCUAAUAAUGAGGGCUCCCAACACAUCUUCACUGUUUCUCACAGUUCUGCAAUACCUGUGCGUGAUUCUGUUGACAUAUCUUAUCAGGGUUCCUUAUUUAGCAGCCCUAGCCACACAUUGAUGCCUAAGUCUUCGUUAAAAACCCCAACUGCAUCAUUACUGCAGCCUACUCAUGCCCUCUCCGGUGAUGGGGAGUGGUCCGGAGCCUCCUCUGAUAGUGAAUUUCUUUUACCUGACACAGAUGGGCUGACAGCCCUUAACAUUUCUUCACCUGUUUCCGUGGCUGAAUUUACAUAUACAACAUCUGUGUUUGGUGAUGAUAAUAAGCUGCUUUCUAAAAGUGAAAUAAUAUAUGGAAAUGAGACUGAAGUACAAAUUUCUUCUUUCGAUGAGAUGGUUUACCAUUCUGAAAGCACGGUCAUGCCCAACAUGUAUGAUAAUGUACAUAAGCUGAAUGCAUCUUUACAAGAAACCUCUGUUUCCAUUUCUAGCACAAAGGGCAUGCUUCCAGGGUCUCGUGCUUAUCCUGACACUAAAGUUUUUGAUCAUGAGAUUAGUCAAGUUCCAGAAAAUAACUUUUCAGUUCAACCUACACAUACUGUAUCUCAAGCAUUUGGUGACACUUCGCUUAGACCUGUGCUUAGUGCAAACUCAGAGCCAGCAUCCUCUGACCCUGCUUCUAGUGAAAUGUUACCUCCUUCAACUCAGCUCUUACUUUAUGAGACCUCAGCUUCCUUUAAUACUGAAGUAUUGCUGCAACCUUCCUAUAAGGCUUCUGUUGUUGAUACCUUGCUUAAAACUGUUCUUCCAGCUGUGUCUAGUGAUCCAGUAUUGGUUGAAACCCCCAAGGUUGAUAAAAUUAGUCCUACAAUAUUGCAUCUCAUGGUAUCAGAUUCUGCUUCAAGUGAAAACAUGCUGCACUCCACAUCUGUACCAGUUUUUGAUGUAUCACCUACUUCUGAUAUGCACUCUGCUUCACUUCAAGGUUUAACCAUUUCUUACACAAGUGAGAAAUAUUUUGAACCAGUUUUGUUUAAAAGCAAAAGUUCCCAGCAAGUGGUACCUUCUUUGUACAGUAAUGAUGAGUUGUACCAAACUGCCAAUUUGGAGAUUAACCAGGCCUAUUCCCCAAAAGGAAGGCAUGCAUUUGCUACUCCUGUUUUAUCAAUUGAUGAACCACUAAAUACAUUAAUAAAUAAGUUUAUAUAUUCUGAUGAAAUUUUCACCUCCACCAAAAGUUCUAUCACUAAUGAGGGAUUUGCUGGUAUUCCAACGGUUGUUUCUGAUGCAUUUGUAGCUAUUGAUCAUUCUGUUCCUUUAGAAAAUGGGUGUGUUUCCAUUACACCUGUUUCUCCCAGCAGUGACAUAACCACAACCAAGUUGCUGUUUCCUUCCAAAGCAACUUCUAAGCUGACUCAUAGUGCCAGAUCUGAUGCCAGUUUAAUGGGUGGUGGUGAAGAUGAUAUUGGUGAUGAUGAUGAUGAUGAUUAUGAUGACAGAAAUAGUGAUGGCUUAUCCAUAAAUAAGUGUAUGUCAUGCUUAUCCUAUAGAGAAUCACAGGAAAAGGUAACAAAUGAUUCAGACACCCAGGAAAACAGUCUUGUGGAUCAGAAUAACCCAAUCUCACAUUCACUCUCUGAGAAUNNNGAAGAAGAAAAUAGAGACACAGGUGUAACCUCAGACAGUCAAACUGGUAUGGACAGAAGUCCUAAUAAAUCGCCACCAACAGAUGGGCUACCCCAAAAGCACAAUGAUGGAAAAGAGGAAAAUGACAUUCAGACUGGUAGUGCUGUGCUUCCUUUCACCCCUGAAGCUAAAGCAUGGGCAGUUCUGACAAGUGAUGAAGAAAGUGGAUCAGGGCAAGGUACCUCAGAUAGCCUUAAUGAUAACGAGACUUCCACAGAUUUCAGUUUUCCAGACACUAAUGAAAGAGAUGCUAAUGGGGUCCUGGAAGCAGGUGACUCAGAAAUAACUCCUGGAUCCUCAAGGUCCCCGACACCAUCUGUUACUAGCAGGCACUCAGAAGUGUUCAACGUUUCAGAGGCAGCUACAGCUUCAAAUGCCUUCUCUGCUUUCAGCAUAUCUGAUAUUUGCUUGCUCUUCUGCAUCCGGAAGUGCUUCCAGACUGCACAUUUUUAUUUAGAGGACAGCACUUCCCCUCGAGUAAUAUCCACACCUCCAACACCUAUCUUUCCAAUUUCAGUUCAGACACUGAAAGAGUUUUACCAGGAAGUGCAGAGCUGUACUGUUGACUUAGGUAUCACAGCAGACAGCUCCAACCACCCAGACAACAAGCACAAGAACCGAUACAUAAAUAUCGUUGCCUAUGAUGUUGGAGCAAUUCCAAUAAAGCACUUUCCAAAGCAUGUUGCAGACUUACAUGCAAGUAAUGGGUUUACUGAAGAAUUUGAGGGCUACAACAGACCAAAAGCUUACAUUGCUGCCCAAGGUCCACUGAAAUCCACAGCCGAAGACUUCUGGAGAAUGAUAUGGGAGCAUAACGUGGAAGUCAUUGUCAUGAUAACGAACCUCGUGGAGAAAGGAAGGAGAAAAUGUGAUCAGUACUGGCCUGCUGAUGGUAGUGAAGAGUAUGGGAACUUUCUGGUCACUCAGAAGAGCGUUCAAGUGCUUGCCUAUUAUACUGUGAGGAAUUUUACUCUGAGAAACACGAAGAUAAAAAAGGGCUCCCAGAAAGGAAGACCCAGUGGGCGUGUGGUCACCCAGUAUCACUACACUCAGUGGCCUGACAUGGGGGUACCAGAGUACUCACUGCCCGUGCUGACCUUCGUGAGAAAGGCAGCCCAUGCCAAGCGCCAUGCAGUGGGGCCUGUUGUCGUCCACUGCAGUGCUGGAGUUGGAAGAACAGGCACGUAUAUUGUGCUAGACAGUAUGUUGCAGCAAAUUCAACACGAAGGAACUGUCAACGUAUUUGGCUUCUUAAAACACAUUCGCUCACAAAGAAAUUAUUUGGUACAAACUGAGGGCUACAACAGACCAAAAGCUUACAUUGCUGCCCAAGGUCCACUGAAAUCCACAGCCGAAGACUUCUGGAGAAUGAUAUGGGAGCAUAACGUGGAAGUCAUUGUCAUGAUAACGAACCUCGCAGAAGAUGAGUUUGUUUACUGGCCAAAUAAAGAUGAACCUAUAAAUUGUGAGAGCUUUAAGGUCACUCUUAUGGCUGAAGAACACAAAUGUCUUUCUAAUGAGGAAAAGCUUAUAAUUCAAGACUUUAUCUUAGAAGCAACACAGGAUGAUUAUGUACUUGAAGUGAGGCAUUUUCAGUGCCCCAAAUGGCCAAAUCCAGAUAGCCCCAUUAGUAAAACUUUUGAACUUAUAAGUAUUAUCAAAGAAGAAGCUGCCAACAGGGAUGGACCCAUGAUUGUUCAUGAUGAGCAUGGAGGAGUGACCGCAGGAACUUUCUGUGCUCUGACAACCCUUAUGCACCAACUGGAAAAAGAAAAUUCCAUGGAUGUUUACCAGGUAGCCAAGAUGAUCAAUUUGAUGAGGCCAGGAGUCUUUGCUGACAUUGUAAGUAAUAAAGCAGUGAACCAAAAUUUUCACUAUUAG
This is a messenger RNA of Propithecus coquereli (Coquerel's sifaka), 6273 nucleotides long. RefSeq names its product protein tyrosine phosphatase, receptor-type, Z polypeptide 1 (gene PTPRZ1). Gene Ontology annotation, molecular function: protein tyrosine phosphatase activity. The transcript has 25 exons. Bases 82 to 6273 code for a protein of 2063 amino acids. The record is from RefSeq and is a predicted model, not a curated record. Gene Ontology annotation, biological process: peptidyl-tyrosine dephosphorylation. Lineage: Eukaryota; Metazoa; Chordata; Mammalia; Primates; Indriidae.